AUGAAGCUCGCCAUCUUGCCGCUCCUCGCAUCGGUGGCUAGCGUUCGCUCAGCAGCCAGCAACGUUUCGCACUCCGACAGCCUCACUGUGCAAAUCUCAACUGGCACCUUUACAGGAGUGAUCGAUCCGGAAUUCCCCAAUACUCGGCAAUGGCGCUCCAUUCCUUUCGCAGAGCCUCCUGUCGGGUCGCGUCGCUGGCUGCCUCCUGAGAAGCUUCCGCCCUCGCACAAGCAUCAAUAUGCGACAAAGUUCCCGCCUUCAUGCCCCCAGUUCGUGACGGCAGUCGAAUCUCUCUGGAACACACCUCUGACCAAGGGUAAUCUGAUUUACAAUGGCGGCCAGAACGACUCGUCGGGUCUGGUAGGCGAAGCGACAUCCGAAGACUGCCUUUACCUGGCGAUCUGGACGCCUACGACUCCGCCUCCUAAAGGGGGGUUCCCAGUCCUCUUUUUCAUGACAGGCGGUGGUUUCGUGAUGGGCGGCAUUAAUCUUCCUUGGCAAAUUCCAACAUCGUGGGUCGAGCGGUCGCAAUCGGCAAUCAUCGUCACCAUCAACUACCGCGUCAGCAUCUUCGGCUUUCCUAAUGCGCGCGGGUUGGCUGAUGGAGAGCAAAACCUUGGCAUUCUCGACCAGCGAGCUGCUCUCGAAUGGGUUCGCGACAAUGUCGCAGCCUUUGGUGGCGACCCAUCUCGCAUUAUGCACUGGGGCCGGUCUGCGGGCUCCGUCAGCGCGGACAUGCACGCCUAUGCUUACCAUGACGACCCAAUUGCCCAAUCCUAUUAUCUGGAGUCGGGAGUCGUACCUUCCGGGAUUGAUGAGGAUCCAACGUACUUCAGCUUUAGCUUCGUAGCGCAGCACGUAGGCUGCGAGUCUCCCUGCGGCGCCAACUGCGAGGACUUCAAUGGCACGGCAGAACUCGACUGCAUGCGCCGAGUAUCCUUUGCACAGAUCACGAACUUUCUCGGACAGUACGGCGACCGAGAAGAGACACCCGCUCUAUUCUUCAGCGUUGUCCCCGAUGAUCGUAUCGUCUUCCGUGACUACAACGCGCGCGCCGCGGCGGGCAAAAUCGCGCACCGCCCGACCCUCAUCUCCUUGACAGCCAACGAGUUCUCCUCGCUGGUCCCAUGGCCAAAAGAGAACCUGACCGAAGGCCCAUGGCAGCCGGAGGUCACGGAUCUAGACAUCGUAUGGGUGUGCGCAGGCCUCAACGCCACCGUCGCUCGCAACCAGCUAAGCACGUUGGAAGCUCCCGUUUUCCGGUUUCAAUACGCAGGCGAAUUUCCCAAUUUGAAUGUGUACAGUUGGCUGGGCGCAUACCAUAACAGCGAGACGCCUUUGGUAUUUGGAACGUACGGGCUGUUGGAUCAUGUAGCGCCAACGACGGAAUUCCAGGUCGAGGUUAGCAAGGCGAUGCAGGAUCAUAUCAUGGCGUUUGCGGAGGAUCCGUAUCAGGGCCCGCAGCAGAAAUUUGGAUGGAAGCCACAGGUUGUUAGUGAGGCAAAUGGAGGGGAUGUACUUCGUUUUGGAGCAGGCGGGAAAGCGGUGCAGCGGAUCGAUGGGGUGGAGAUAGAUGGGGUGUGUAAUGGGGUUGGAGAGUACGAUCCAUUCCCGUAG
Molecule: messenger RNA, 1617 nt
Organism: Colletotrichum spaethianum
Lineage: Eukaryota; Fungi; Ascomycota; Sordariomycetes; Glomerellales; Glomerellaceae
Product: acetylcholinesterase
Exons: 1
Coding region: 1-1617 (538 amino acids)
Source: RefSeq, a predicted model, not a curated record